Molecule: messenger RNA, 858 nt
Organism: Salvelinus fontinalis (brook trout)
Lineage: Eukaryota; Metazoa; Chordata; Actinopteri; Salmoniformes; Salmonidae
Gene: sec61b
Product: SEC61 translocon subunit beta
Exons: 4
Coding region: 131-427 (98 amino acids)
Biological process (GO): intracellular protein transport
Cellular component (GO): Sec61 translocon complex
Source: RefSeq, a predicted model, not a curated record
UUUUAGACAAGCGUCAUCUUUCUUGGAUUCCUUCUGAAGUUGUGGCGAUUUUUGUACAGCACUGCUGCCCUUUUGACGUGGACUUCAGUUAGAAGAACAGUUGAACAGUUUUCUUCAAGACCAACUUAAAAUGCCUGGACCAGCAUCAAGUGCGACUAAUGUCGGUGCAGGGAGCCGAUCCCCCAGCAAGACCGUGGCCCCCCGCGCAGCAGGAUCCACAGUCCGACAGAGGAAAGCAACGAGCAGUGGCACACGCAGUGCAGGCAGGACCACAGCGUCAGCGGGCGGCACAGGGGGCAUGUGGCGCUUCUACACUGAGGACUCACCAGGACUCAAAGUAGGUCCGGUACCAGUGCUGGUGAUGAGUUUGCUGUUCAUCGCGUCGGUCUUCAUGCUGCACAUCUGGGGGAAGUACACCCGCUCCUAAACCCCGCCCCAUGACCCUUCACCCUCAAUCCCUGACCCUGCGGCGCAGCUUCUUAACACAUCAGACCUGGACCAAACAACCAACCAACCUGAAUCCCCAACCACACAACUCGCCUGGCCCGGCGGGCGGGACAGCCCCAAUCAACAGCAGUCUAGUGUCCAACUCCAACUGAACUGCAGACCACCAGUGUGUUGACCCUGAGCACAGAUCAUGUAGGACUGAAUCCUGAGUCUCAUCUCCUACUGGCUGCUGUAGGUCCUGUUGAUGACAGGGAUUCAUCUCCAGUAAGGAUCGGGCACCUAGUCCCCUCAUCAGGACUUCAGUAAGCAUCUACAUUUUUCAGCCUGAAUUGGAACCUGUAGAUGUUUUGUUAACAUCAUUUGGACAACAUUUGUAUUGUGAUAUUGUACAAUAAAUGGACUCAAACAGAA